Macadamia integrifolia is the source of this 1276-nucleotide messenger RNA. RefSeq lists its product as uncharacterized. The transcript has 5 exons. Gene Ontology annotation, cellular component: intracellular membrane-bounded organelle. The coding region runs from base 569 to 1117 and encodes 182 amino acids. The record is from RefSeq and is a predicted model, not a curated record. NCBI's taxonomy places the organism in Eukaryota, Viridiplantae, Streptophyta, Magnoliopsida, Proteales, Proteaceae.
CCAGUGGCCGUGUGGUGGCAAGUGCAGGAUAAGUCUCUCAUUGAAUCACAGAGAAAGAGUGCUCUACCAUCACAGGAUUAUCUGACGAGCCAACUACGUGUUCAUAAAAUUGCCAUUAUUUAAUUUAUAAAUUAAUUCCACUGUUCGCCGCUUCCUUCACCAACACUUCAACUCACAGAUCAUCCUCUUCAAGAUAACAAUAAAGACAGUUGUAAUUAAAAGGAACAAAAUCUCCAUUUUUAAUCAGUUUCCUCUGCUCUUUGAUUCUGAAUGUCCUGUGCCAGUUCCUACAAUACGAACCCAACAACGUGUGAAGAUUUUAAAAUCAACAGAAAUAGAACUGAAAUUUUCAUUGAAAACGGUUACCUCAUAAACUAAGAAAUGCUUGAUUCAGAUUCCUCUCACUGGAAAAGGAAACUAGAAUAAAGGGGCUCUUUGGUUCAUAAAUUACAAAUUUACAAUCCAAGAAACCCUAAUUUGGCUUCAUGAUUUGAUCUCGAGGGAACCCAAUAAGAAGGGUUUGCUUCCUCUUCAUUAUUUCCUAUCACGAGAAGGGUUUCUAUUGGAAAUGCCGAUCGCGAGGAUUGGGUUGAUCUCAUGGUUCAACAGGAAGGUCGUGGAUCCUGUUCGGCAAAUUCUCCAAAGGGGAGCAGAACCGAACCAACUAGCAUUUUCGACGGCUCUUGGCUUCACUUUGGGAGUGUUCCCUAUAUGUGGGGUCACCUUCUUUCUUUGUGGGAUGGCUAUUGCACUGCUUGGUUCACGUUGUCAUCCUCCAAGUGUGAUGCUUGCAAACUUUCUUGCUACUCCAGUAGAGUUGAGUCUGCUGAUUCCUUUCUUGCGCUUUGGGGAAUUCAUUUCUGGUGGUUCUCAUUUCCCACUUACCCCUGAUGCAUUCAAGAAAGUAUUGACUGGCCAAGCAUCUUGGGAAGUCCUACUCAGCAUUGCCCAUGCGUUGCUAGGCUGGCUCAUUGCGGCUCCAUUCAUCUUGGCUGCACUCUACCUUGUUCUUCUCCCAUGUUUCAAGUUUCUGGUUUCCAAGUUUGGUAGUCCUCCAAGCCCAAGGAAGCAAAUACAUUCCCCCAGAGAAAUCAAGCUCAAGGUAAGGGAUGCUUAACGUCCUCUUCCUCCCCCCCCCCCCCCCUCUUCAAUGAGCAUGGGCCCUUGAACUAUAACACAACCCUUUGUAUAUAAGAUAAGACAUUUUUCACUAUGGUGAAUGAUUGUAUAAUAACUAAGGACAUUUGAUAUGGGAGAUGAUUGGCAAAGUCAGGUA